This is a messenger RNA of Colletotrichum destructivum, 386 nucleotides long. RefSeq lists its product as uncharacterized. The transcript has a single exon. The coding region runs from base 2 to 379 and encodes 125 amino acids. NCBI's taxonomy places the organism in Eukaryota, Fungi, Ascomycota, Sordariomycetes, Glomerellales, Glomerellaceae. The record is from RefSeq and is a predicted model, not a curated record.
GAUGGUCGUGCUUCUUCGUCGUGAACCCCGGUGGAUAAUCCUAGUUGACGAGACCUCCGCAACCAGACUCACCGUCAUUGUCAACGGCCUCAUCCGCAUCACGUCCCCGGCGCCCAGGAACGCGUCGCAGGCCAUGCCGUCGCCUGGCGCCGCCACGCCGCCGGGCCAGACCGUGGCAUAUAUCCAGCCGGGGACCCUGUCGUCGUCGGUCGUCAUCGCGGCGGACCCGCGGAACGUGAGCGUGCACGCCGGCCACUUCACCGAGUUCCCCGGCGACGAGCCGACGGUGCUGGUGCAGGUGCCGUUCGCCGGGAACGCGGCGCCGGAGCACACUGUUGUGGGGGACGGGCCGUGUGAUAGGGGGACCUGGGCGUUCUGACGGGCCC